Marasmius oreades (fairy-ring Marasmius) is the source of this 1596-nucleotide messenger RNA. RefSeq lists its product as uncharacterized. Lineage: Eukaryota; Fungi; Basidiomycota; Agaricomycetes; Agaricales; Marasmiaceae. The record is from RefSeq and is a predicted model, not a curated record. Bases 1 to 978 code for a protein of 325 amino acids. The transcript is spliced from 6 exons.
AUGUCGAUGGGCUCCCUCAACUGCCUCACCCCGACUACCGUUCAUCCGAAUUCUCAGAACGGCCAAACUACACCACAGACACCUCAGUUCGAGGAAGCUCGUGAAGCUGUAAAGGCGGAUGGUCUACCAUCGCUGGAUGCGAAAGAGGUCACAGGAACGGUGGUGUUUUGUCGGGUGAAGAGUCUAUACCUCCGUAUUCAUGGAAGGAUAUUCGACAUUAUCCAACAUCCAGAGGCGGAGCAGGUAAACAAUGAAGGGAGGGUACUUGUCCGGAACGGCGAAGUGAUUUGUGUUGCUGGCGUUGACCUCAUCAGCACAACUGGUGUGAAGACAUGCGAUUCGAGUGACUUGGACCACGUUGCUGUAGAUGCUGGGAUUGAUUCAGAGGGAGGUUCCGUAGCACCCGGCCUAUCGUCGUAUGGCGCCUCUCUUGGUCUCCAACACAUCGCUGGCGAGAUCUCGACCGGUGACGGAAAGGUUGACUCGAAAAUCGCCGGGCAGGAUAUUGUACGAGCCGUCGAUGGCCUUCAAUUCCGUACUCGUGAUGCACUAUUAGCCUAUCGUUCGGGCGUAACAGUUGGAAUCACACCCCCGUCUCUUGGGCUUGCUACUGCGUUUUCGACUGGUGCUAGACCCAAGGUACAAUCCGGAGCGGUUGUGAAGGAAGAAACGGCUUUACAUGUGAUCGUCACCCUUAACGCGCCGGAGGAGAGCGUGAGCAUGCAAAUACGGAAUUUGAGGAAAGCCUUGGUUGGUGCUGUGAAUGGAGGAAGCGGGGAAGGGUUGGGGGAGGCGUUCAAGAGGGUCAUUGAGGGCAAAAUUCCACUUGUCGUCACCGUUGAAAGUGCUGAUGUGAUGGCAACGCUGAUCAGUCUGAAGAAAGAAGUCGAAGAUCUUCUCGUACCCAAGAACGAGAAGCUCAGUGGAGAUAGGUUCCACGUUGAACAGAGGCCUGGCAACAUGACACCUCCGGUGUAAGAUGUUUCUCUAACGGGUCAAGCCGGCCUCCGGUGCAAAUAUAGGCUUUGGCUGAAACCGCGAAACAUUUAGUUAAUCAGAGGGCCUGCCAAGUUGAUCGUGAUUUGUCGACGUAAAGAGAGAGGUCGAGCAAGGUUAACAUCCGAAACGAACGUCGAGCUUUGGAUCCGGAUUAAGGACUUGAAGUCCUUAAAUUCGAUCAAAGCAACCAAGGAGAAAGUUGACAAACUUGAUCGUCUCGAUAUUCUCGUCGAGAAUGCUUCGGUGGGGAGAUAUGUAUAUGAAGUGACACCAGACGAUUGGGAGUCUGCGUACGUUUUCGUUCGGAUCUUGGUUCAUCGUGGUUGUCCCAGGUCGUGACAUCCGUUGUGGAGUGGGAGACGGGAGACGACAAUCAUCUUCUACCGUUCAUAAAAUUACACUGGUGCGUAACUCUCGACGUAUAACACCCGCGUUACGUCGGCGGCGACAACAAGCCCAUUCCUACCAAUGAAUAAGAACACCAAGAAUCUUGAUGUAUCAGGACUUCAGUAAACAGAUAUUUUUCUAAUCUGCCUCUGGGGCAUCCUACUGUAGAAAGUCACCUGACUUGUCGACCGCUAUUCCUGUUACUACUGC